Molecule: messenger RNA, 2057 nt
Organism: Histoplasma capsulatum G186AR
Lineage: Eukaryota; Fungi; Ascomycota; Eurotiomycetes; Onygenales; Ajellomycetaceae
Product: leucine rich repeat domain-containing protein
Exons: 2
Coding region: 109-1914 (601 amino acids)
Molecular function (GO): protein binding
Source: RefSeq, a predicted model, not a curated record
GGACAGCUUCCAAGCUGCACAAUUGGGACUCAAACGAAGAGAACCACAGUUCAAACAUGCCAUGAAUAGAUAGCUAUCCGAUAUACAUAUAUAUAUAAAAUUGUCAAAAUGGAACGCGACAUCCCGCUCCCACCACCGCGUCGCGCCCGUCAACCAGCUUUGCCCGGGCACCUCCCUCACCGCAGCGACCAUUUCACAUUCGACUGCAACUUACCGUCCAGCGACCCCCCGCUGUUCUCCAGUGAUGAUUUUCAAUCUUCCGCGCUCGAGAACUAUCGUAAUAGCCCUGAGCAGCAGGAACAACAGCAGCAGUUGGGGAACGCGCCGACGCGUUCUGGUAGCAGCGGCAAUAAGGCACAGACGAAGACAAAGAGGAAACGGCAAUAUCGAGGUACAUGGUGGGGAAAGGAGGAAGGAAAGAAGAAUAACGAUGCCGUGACUGAAAAGAGGAGGCGGACGGAGUUUAAAAACAAGCGCAAUUUAGACAGUGGGGUGUGGCUCGGCAGCGAUGAUUCUGUGGAGUCGGCAUUGUCAAAUAGGAGCGGAUUGGAGGGGAAUGAUCACCAUGAGCGUUUUGUUCUUGGCCCGUCUUAUACUACGGAUAUUGGUGGUGUAGGUGCUGCUACUAAAGGCAGGAAUGGAGAUAGGGAAGCUGGGGAACAGCAAGCUGCGCUCUUAUGCGGCCCUGCAUUUGCACGGAGUCGUCAAGUUGCUAGAGAGAAUUCUACCAAGCCGAUGCAGGUGGACGAGCCAUAUCAACAUCGCCACGCGCGGCAAAUUAUCGCGGAUUGUCUUGAGACGGGUCAUGAGUUUAUUGACAUCUCAAAUCUUAACCUGCGCACUAUUCCCCCCGGCCUCCUCCGACCAGUCUCGCAAUUCACAAAAUACCCCAUCAUUGAGGAGAUGGAUAAAAUAUCCUCUUUAGCCCGCGCCAACCACGAGCAAUUUUUUAGCUCCUUCGAGCCCUUCCUCUGUCUGUUCAUGACAAACAAUCAACUGAAAACCCUACCAGCCGAAGUCUUCGAGCUCUCCAAUCUCAGAGUGCUAAGCGUACGCCACAACGAGCUCGAACAGAUCCCGGGCGCCAUCGGCAACCUGACAAAGCUGCGCGAACUGAAUGUGGCAGGGAACCAGCUCUCGUAUCUGCCGAUUGAGGUGUUCCACCUAUUGCAGAAAUGCGACACGCACAUGAAACAGCUGACUGUACAUCCGAACCCGUUUGUGAUGCCUGAUAGCUCAAAUGUGGCAGAAUGGCAUUAUCAUUUCGAGUCAGAUGAAAACCAGCAAGAAGUCGUAGCUGAAGUCAUGAGCCCGCCUUCAUCCACAAAAAUAUGUCCAAGAUCCGCAGGCUCAAGGCCCAUACCCGUUCCUAUUGCAAGAGGUAAGGUGCAAUUUUUCGACGCAGAGGGACGUCCAAUUGACACAACCGAGCCAACCACCAAUUCUAACACCAGCACCCUACCCCCACUUCCUCCUUUUUCUUCUGCAUCAGCAUCGUCAAUGCGCUCUCCCAGUCUCUGCGACCUCGCCCUUCGCGCCUACAACCGUGGACCCCAAAUCUCGCAUCUCAUCGACCCGGUCACCUUCGCUGGACCUGCCAUUAUCCUUGACCUUCUAAAACACGCUGAAAAGGUCCGAGAUGCAGGCGGCAAGAAGUGUCCGGUUUGUGCGCGGUCAUUUGUGAUUACACGCGCCCAGUGGAUCGAGUGGUGGGAUUGUGAGUCGUAUAGUGUGAGUCGAUAUAAUGACGGCGGCUAUGAGGAUGAUCAUGAUUCUUCACGUGCAUCUAAGGUGGAGAGAUUUCGGAUCGCGGGGGUGGCGAUGAAGCCCCUCCCGUUUAUGAGUGAAGUUUGUUCUUGGGGGUGUGUGCCCACGUUUGAAUCAUGGCGAGGAGGGGCUGGGAAAGCGAAGUGAAUAGGGGUUCGUCCUGUUACUGUACAUGGCUCACCCUGUCUUCUGCAUAGCGUUGGGCGCUAGUUACGGAGCGAAUACCCCCAGAUAUAUUAUGUGACUUAACAGCUGUGGAUAUAUAAAUAUAUAUGUAAUUUUUUUUUGGC